AUGAAAUGAGAAUGGAUGUGAAUAGUCCUUUUUCUUUGGUGUUAGGAUUACCGGUGAUCAAACUGCAUUUCAAACAAAAAUUCGUUACAACUCAUAUUCAUAAAGGAGAUUAAUUAAGCUUUCACGUUCAUUCCUAGUCACCUCAUAUAAACAAAAUAAUAAAGAGGAAAUUAGUUGGUUUUCAUCAACAGUUUUUACAGUUUCUUGGCCUGAUCAUUGAUUGAAAUCACGAAGAAUAAUUUCAUAUUGGGUUCCAGUUGUUGCUGCUUGAAAAUAAAAGAAAAUGCCACGUACAAGGCCAGCUGGAAAAUUGAAGCAAAGUCGAGAUUCAUCAGCAGAUGUGUAUUCAAUAAAAAAAGAUUUCGAAAGACAAUGUAAAUUGUUACAACAAAAAUUUCAAGGAGAAUAUGAAAUGAAAAUGAGAAGUCUAGAAAGUGAUAUCACCUUUAGUUUAACAAAUGUACCAUUAGAUAUAAAAAAGCUUUCAUUUAGCGAGAUUUUAUCUCGCGAUUAUAAAGAAAAUAAUUAUAAGGAACCUGAUUCAUCGUUUGAAAAUGUGGAUAAAUCAUUUGUUUCUCCUCCACCUUCAAAUCUCAAAUUUAAAAAACAAGAUAAAAGAACAACAGUUACAUCUGAUGAUGGAUAUGUAACUGAAGGAGGAACAAGACAAUCACGAGCAACAACUACUAGUUCAAAAUUACGUUUGCGAAGUUCAUCGCGAUCUAGAAAAACGAAAUUAACUAAUUCGGUACAAAAGACUGCUACAAAACCAACAUCGAAUUACACUAAUCAAUCGAAAAUGAAUUCAAAUAAAUUCAAAACACCUGCCAAUUUAAAACCAUCAAUGAAUGAAUUCGAACCAGUAACGCCAAAAGUGAAACCAAAUACUCCAAUGAGUAUAUUGCGACGUCCUCGAGAAGGAGAAAUGGUUCUAAGUAUGCAAGGCAGUCCGCUAUUGGUAUCAGCUGUUAUUCAAGAACGUUCAGCAAAUGUUAAUGUUCCAUUAAACAAUGGUGAUGUUAUUUCACUUUUGCCAAGGGAUGGCUUGCGUCUUUCAAAUAUUCCUAAUCUUGAUGCAGAGACAGUGCGGCAAUUACAAACACUUAAGGGCCAUAUUGAAAAAGUUAUUAAUUCUAAAUAAUAUAAUUUUUUUUGUCCCAUUGAGAAAUUUUGUGUAGUCAUUUUUUUUACAUUUAUUUUUCUUUUACCACGUGUACAUUGAGGUUUAAAAACGAAAUUUAAGUAGUGGAUCUAAUAAAUAAGUUUUCUAUAUUUUA
This is a messenger RNA of Leptopilina boulardi, 1277 nucleotides long. It is a transcript of the gene borr, whose product is annotated as borealin-like. Gene Ontology annotation, cellular component: spindle midzone; chromosome, centromeric region; chromosome passenger complex. Gene Ontology annotation, biological process: mitotic sister chromatid segregation. The record is from RefSeq and is a predicted model, not a curated record. The transcript has 2 exons. Bases 284 to 1141 code for a protein of 285 amino acids. NCBI's taxonomy places the organism in Eukaryota, Metazoa, Arthropoda, Insecta, Hymenoptera, Figitidae.